This is a messenger RNA of Anopheles aquasalis, 993 nucleotides long. RefSeq names its product neither inactivation nor afterpotential A. Gene Ontology annotation, cellular component: intracellular membrane-bounded organelle; cytoplasm. The record is from RefSeq and is a predicted model, not a curated record. Gene Ontology annotation, molecular function: cyclosporin A binding; peptidyl-prolyl cis-trans isomerase activity. Gene Ontology annotation, biological process: protein peptidyl-prolyl isomerization; protein folding. NCBI's taxonomy places the organism in Eukaryota, Metazoa, Arthropoda, Insecta, Diptera, Culicidae.
AACGCAACAACGAAACAAAGCAAGAAAAAUCAAUAAAAUAGAGAACUUUUAAGGCCUCCUUCUUUCUACGCCGAUACGUUCGUUGUAAAGCGGCUGCAUCAAACGACACACCCUCAGUCUAGUGCUGUAGUUUGUUGACACCAUGGCACAUCCGGUAAAGAGCUUCGUAAAAAUGUGGCCAACAUGGAUCGCUUUGAGUUUACUGGUGUCGCCCUGCGCAAGGCAGAUCCAUGCCGCCACAUUCACGGUAACAUCUCAGGUGUACAUGGACGUAUCGAUUGAUGGCGAGCAGAUAGGGCGCAUCAUUAUCGGGCUAUUCGGUGCAGAGGCUCCAAAAACGGUGGCCAAUUUUCGUCAACUUUGCACCGAAGGAGUAGAUGGAUUUACAUACAAAGGAAGCCGAUUUCACCGCGUGAUUCCCAAGUUUAUGAUCCAAGGUGGCGAUGUCGUGUCGGGCGAUGGCCACGGAGCAAUCAGCAUCUACGGGCAGUACUUUGAGGAUGAGAAUCUGAACAUUAACCACACCUGCUCGGGCUUCUUAGCGAUGGCCAACCGAGGGCCGGACACUAAUGGUUGCCAGUUUUACAUCACGACGAUGCCAACGCCGUGGCUCGACGGAAAGCACACCAUCUUCGGUAAGGUGUUGGAUGGCCAGGGAGUGGUACAUAAAGUGGAACAAGUCAAAACCGACACGGACGAUUAUCCGGUGAAACCGGUCAUCAUCGAUGAUUGCGGUGAUCAUCCGAUGGGAGGCGAGUUUACGGUUUCCGAUGAUCCGUACGACUUGUGGGCAUGGAUUAAGGCUGCCUAUCUGCCGCUCGGGAUGUCCUUCUCCAUUUUGGCCUUCUUUCAGUACAUCAUCCGAAAGCUGGACUCGUACACGAACGUCGAUGAGGAGCAAGACGAAGCGGUGCCCAAAGUUCCUGCCAAAAUCGAUUAAUGAGUAACCCCGGGAGGAGAAGGAUACGAACCAUUUUCGAAUAAACCACUUUU